AUGAAAAUUCAUAAGUCAGAAGAAGAAUACAAAAUCUUUUUCGAAAGUAUUAGUCCCAUAAAAUUAACUGAAAGCCGAUAUUUAAAAUUGAAUACUCAAAGUUGGGGUGUUUUGACAGAUUAUUUCAUAGAAUGUGUAAAAAUAAAUCGUUUUAAACCAAAUAAUGUUUCAUCUACUGCAAUUUUGAAAGUUGGUGAUGAAUCAGGACAAGUAACUUGUUUUGUAAAAGGAAGAACUGUAGGUCUACUGUUUGGUUUAACUGAGACAGAAUGGUCAGAUGUUGAAGAAAUGUGCGAUUGUGGUCAACAACUGUUUUAUAGAUACUUUAAAGAUGGCCUGAGCAAGAAUUUUAAUUGUGAACAAAAACAUUUCUACAAUUUUUGUCUUAGCAAUCAAAAGGAAGACAUGCUUAUUGCUUUAUUUUAUAGAACAAAUAAUACUAGAAAUAAAGACAAACAUAAUGCUUUCCUUAACAUUACUGAAAUAAGGAAGGGAAAUACUUAUCUACUAGACAUAUAUUUUAAUCAUUUAAAGACCAGUUUA
This is a messenger RNA of Brenthis ino (lesser marbled fritillary), 543 nucleotides long. The record is from the annotation of a GenBank genome assembly. NCBI's taxonomy places the organism in Eukaryota, Metazoa, Arthropoda, Insecta, Lepidoptera, Nymphalidae.